Hibiscus syriacus is the source of this 1666-nucleotide messenger RNA. Its product is annotated as guanine nucleotide-binding protein subunit gamma 3-like. The record is from RefSeq and is a predicted model, not a curated record. The transcript has 5 exons. Lineage: Eukaryota; Viridiplantae; Streptophyta; Magnoliopsida; Malvales; Malvaceae. The coding region runs from base 659 to 1666 and encodes 335 amino acids.
CUCUCUCACUGGGAAUGGAUUUCACUUAAAAGACUGAAAUUUUAGCUUAAAAUGGGUUCGUACACAAAAGUUGCAGCCUUUUUCACAGCCGUCUUUACCAUUAUUAUUAUUAUUAUUACCAUGCACAAAGGUCAUUGUGUUUGUCAAUCAAGAAAUAUCAUCAGAUCAUGCUUCUUCUUCUUCUUAUUCCUCUCUCCACCACCACCACUCAAUAUCUUUGAUUUCUUCUAUUAAUAAUGACUCCCUUUUUACCUUCAUUACAUCAUUAGUAAUAUAAAAUAUCCCCUCUUGUUCCCUUUAAACUUGAACCCAAGUUGCAGCAGCAUUCAUUUCUCUGUACCUUUUUGUUGUUGCUGUUUUCAGUUUCUGGUUAACCUUUUAAGCUCUGGGUCGUAGUUGUCCUUGUCAGGCACGCUUAAUUGCUGCCUCUGCCACUGUCAUCCCCCCCCCCCCCAAAAAAAAGCAAAAAAAAAAAAAAAAGGCCUCUUUCCUUCAACUCCUUACAUUUACUUGCACCUUCCUUCUUCUGUCUCUUUUAUUAGUCUGGUUUUCUGGGUUUCCCUUUGUUUGCUUACUAUUUCUGGGUCACUACACUAAAUCCAUAAGUUUUUUUUCCUUUCGUUUUGUCCGGAGGUGACCGGAGAUUCAGAGGACAGUAAUGGCUGUCAGGUCGGGUGGUUCUUCUUCGUCUGUCCGGUCUCUGCCUCCGCCGUGUCCGAAAUCGCCACCGGGGUAUCCGGAUUUGUAUGGGAAACGAAGGGAAGCGGCUAAGAUUCAGAUGCUUGAGAGAGAGAUUAGUUUCCUUGAGGAAGAGUUGAAAUCCGUCGAAGGUCUCCAACCGGCUUCGAGAUAUUGCAAAGAGGUUACGGAUUUCGUGAUGGCGAAAUCUGAUCCACUGAUACCUACGAGCCGGAAGAAUCGGAAGUCGUGUCGGUUUUGGAAGUGGCUUUGUGGAAUUCCCUGCUUUAACUUGUCAUGGAUCUGCUGUUUCUGCAAUUCCGGGUGCUCUUGCGAUCUGAAAUGCCCCCGGUGUUGUGACUGUGGUAUAUGUAACUGCAGCUCAUGCAUUUGCAACUUAUGUAAAUGCAGCUCCUGCGACUGCAGUUCUUGUAAGUGCAGUAGCUCAUGCGACUGCAAUUCCUGUAAAUGCAGCUUGUCUGGCCUGAGUUCAUGCAAGUGCCGCCCAUGUGACUGCAGUUCAUGUAAAUGCAGCUCCUGCGACUGCAGUUCAUGUAAAUGCAGCUCGUGCGACUGUUGCUCGUGUUCAAGCUGCUGCACAAUCCCGAAAUGGCGAUGUAAAUGCCACUCAUGCGACUGCUGUUCGUGUUUAAGCUGCUGCACGAUCCCGAAAUGGCGAUGCAAGUGCAGCUCUUGCGACUGCUGUUCGUGUUUAAGCUGCUGCACGAUCCCGAAAUGGCGAUGCAAGUGCAGCUCAUUCGAUUGCUGUUCGUGUUCAAGCUGCUGCACGAUCCCGAAGUGGCAAUGUUUCUCGUGUCCUAAAUCCCGCUGCUGCGACAGCAGCCGAAACUGUUGCAUUUUGCGAUUCCCUUCAUGCACGGAUUGCUUUUGCUGCAGAUGGAAAUGUUCUACUCCUAAAUGUCCAGAGGCAAACCUUUGCUGCGAUUGUACAAAAACCUGUUGUAAUCCUUGCUGCCUGUUAUUUUAA